This is a messenger RNA of Gymnogyps californianus (California condor), 2731 nucleotides long. It is a transcript of the gene FBXO15, whose product is annotated as F-box protein 15. Bases 162 to 1472 code for a protein of 436 amino acids. The record is from RefSeq and is a predicted model, not a curated record. Lineage: Eukaryota; Metazoa; Chordata; Aves; Accipitriformes; Cathartidae. The transcript is spliced from 10 exons. Gene Ontology annotation, molecular function: protein binding.
CCGCCGCCGCCCCUCGGCCCGGCCGGGCCGCGGGGCCCAGAAAUAGGUCAAGGAACUUUGCUGCCAGGCCUGGGGAAUGUUCUGAAACUGUAAAUGCUGGAAUUAAAAGUCUGUAUUUGACACCUUCCAUAAAACCGAAACCGAAUUUGUGCAUUGAGAGCAUGCCAUCAGAAAUGCUGGUGAAGAUAUUUUCCUAUUUGGAUGCUGUGUCCCUGUUGUCUGUUGGUUGUGUGAAUAAGCACUUCUAUCAUCUGGCCAAUGACAAUGGAAUCUGGCUGAAAAUCUAUUCCAGUUGCUUUCAACCAAAAAAGACAAUUUGGAAAAUGAAGUCUGAACAAACAGAAACUGUUUCGUUGGGCUGUGCUGCUCUACAUGAUAGAAGGCCUGGGUACUGGAAGAAAGAAUACAUCUUCAAACAAAUAGCUGCUGUCAAAACUAGAGUAAUGCGACUUGUUAAACCUGUAGACCCUUAUACAGGUCUUCCAUGUAAAAACAAAGAAGCUAUGAAAGCCUCUGGCUUGAGUUGGAUAAUUGUUCUAAAGGACAAAAAUGGAAAGGAACAUGUAAUGGAGAAAGCAAACCUAUCGUUCAAGGACACAUCUGUUACUAUACUUUGGUAUAGUACAAAUUGGCCAUGCUUAGACAUCCUGUCAACCCUAAAACUAUUUGGAGUUAUGCCAUUGCUUCCUGACCAAAGCAGAGCUCCCAGCAAGAAUGGACCUCGUCGACGUUCCUUAAUUGCUGAAUACCAUCUUGCUAACCUGACUGAAAGUAGUGUAGCAGUUGGUGCUGAUAAGCUUGUCCAGCUCUUCAGUCUGAAUCCAGGACUCAUAGUGGGACUUUGGAAGGAGAAAAAUGAAAUUGCUUUUGUUAUGGCAAGUCUUCAUUAUCAUCAACUUCUUGAGAGAAGCACUUUGGGUUCUGCUACUGUUCAAUAUGCCCUUCCACCUAAUAAACCUGUAUUGGAUGAUGUUGACCCAGAAUAUGGACUGCAUGACUACAAUCUACAUCUUGAUAUACACGGUGGAAGCUGCACCUACCUGUGUGGAACAUUCAAGAGCCUCUUCUGCAGAAAAGGUGACAUUGCAAAUGGAUAUUUGAGACUCACAGUUGUAAGCUUAAAGGAUAGUACGAAGCACUUGCCUCUUAUUGGGACACUUGGCUUAUCCUGGGAAACAGAUGUGUUUAAAGGCAAUGUAAAGGACUGCUAUGUGAUGGAUGUUACUCUCUUGGAUGAAACUGGAAAGCCCUUCUGGUGUUUCAGUGCCCCGGUCUACAUGGAACUGUCUUCCGAGGCAUCCAGCCUUUAUGACUACAUGGGUCAUAUCUAUACCACAGACUAUGCAGAUUCAGAGGGAAAAGUCUGUCUUGAGUUGGUAUGGUUGAAAGAAACCAAGGAGUAUUUUAUAGUCAAUUUGGUGCUUUAUAUAAGCACCAAAAAGGUAAAUAACUGGUAUGGAACAAAUUACUGACUUAACUGGGUGACUAAUUUCCUUGCUUUAAAAAAACAAAACAAAACAAAACCAAAAAAACCAAACAAACAACCAAAAAACCACACUAAACUUUUGAUGCUUAAAAUUGAUACCAAUGAGCAAGACUGUUCCUGCAAGUUUUUCAGUAACAAGUGCAAUUGCAUAAUUUUUUUUUUAAUUGGCAUUGGAGGGAUUGAAGAGACAUGUUGAUAUAAAUGAAUAUUUUUCUUCUCUGUUGAACAUCACAUGGUUAGUCUGUUUCUGGUACUGGGUAUAUUGAAAUUCUUUUUAGGAAUAUUUUUCUUUAUAGAUACUUGUUACUAUGGUUAACGAAUUGCUUCUUGUGAGAGCCAUACUGUGAAGAUGCCUUACCUUACAUAAGCUACACUGUUUUUGAGAACAUUGACUUUUAUGCCUAGUAGUAAAACAGCAUGUGUGCAGUUCCCUUCAGAUUCGUUAGAGUGUUAUUGGUAAGUAACAGGUUUUGACAGGUUUUGUUAAAUGCAGAAAUACUUUUUUUCAGAAAAUACUUCACUUAAAUGUAUUCUAGUAGAGGAUUUAUAAGAUAGACAGGAAGUCACAGAUCUGAACAAUAUGGCAGUUAAGGCAUUUGUUAAGAAAAUCACAUAUAAUAUCUAUUAUGAAAUUUCUUUAAAUUCCUGUUUGUUCUCUUUUCCCAUGUUCUAACCUUCUGUCUGAUUUGAGCCUAGAUACUUGCCUCAUGUAUUGGCCUAUGAAUAAGUGUCCCAAUUAUCAGCACAGCUGAGCUGAUGUUUGCUCUUACUGAAUGUACGUAACAGUCAGUUGUUUUGGAAACAAUGCAUAUCUGAUACCAUUUAUCUAACAGUAAGUAUUCAUAUAAAAAUUGAAUCUAUGUGUCUGAUCUUUCAGGUGCCUUGAAGUAACUUUAGGACCAAAUCUUCUAUUCCUUGUAUAAAGAAAAUAAAAUGACAUGAUAUUGGGACUCCAGUGUCAUUACAUAGUGGGUUACAAACCACAACAAAUUAGUGUGGUUUCACAGUACUCUGUUAAGAAAAAACCACAACUAUAUUGUUGACUUCUGUGACUUUAUUACGGUAGUGAUUUCCUUAAAAAUAAUUUCUCUCUUACCUUUAUUCGUUUAAGUACAUUGAUUGGUUCAUGCAAGCAAUGUUUAUGUGUAAGCACUUGUGCUCUAUACUACAGAGACGUAGGAGAUCUAUACUACAGCGAUAGGGUUGUUUCUUAAUGUAACUUUCAAAGAUAAUAAAGUUAAGGCU